AUGGCUGAGCACUGUGAGGAAGGUAGGCCGAUUAGAACAGAAAAUAACAUGGCUCAAAUUAGACCUUUCCGGUAAUUACGUCACAACUACACUGUUUUCAACUUAGGACAACCUUAAAUGGAAUAUAUUUCAAGUUUGUUUCUCAAGGGCUAUGCACAUAGAAGCAGAACAUCCUUCGUCAGCACAUGCAUAGAAAUGGAUUUUGACUAUUAAAUGUGGAAAUAAGCUUAAGGUGGCUCCCUAGGGUUUUUUAAUUUACUACACUAUAGUAUUCAGGAGACUCUUUGUUUCUUUACUUUACAUGAUAUGAAGACGAAAUUUAUUGGACACAUUGACAAUGUUCUCCUGAACAUUGCAAAUUGCUACUUUUGUGUUAAAAAUAUGUUGUCAUGGCAACAGCAUGCUUAGAAUAAAGCUCAAAAUUUGUCUUUUUCAGGUCAUUUUAAAAAGUUCCUUCGGUGAAAUUUUUUAAAACUUUGCAUAAAAGAUAAUACUUGUAUAAUGAAUUUUUCUCCUCAAUUUAAAAAAAUUAAAUCGAUACGUUUCUUAGAAAAUUUAAAAAACGUCAAAAAUCUAUAUUAAAAAGUUUCCCUUCGAUUUAAUUUUAAGAAAAAAGGAUAUUGCACUUGUUGUACCGAUAUUAAAAAAUGUGCAAAGUUUUAAAAAAUUUUACCGAAGGAAAACGGAGAAAUUUGGGAUUAAUUUUGGCAAUUUUUACUAGAUUUUUACGCGAACAAUUUAAUACCCCAACUGACGUGUACAUGCAUUCUGCAUAAAACAACAAGGCAUGACUUUUUUGAAAUCACAAAAUAUAAAUUAUGUUUGAUAUACUGUUUAUAACUGUAUCGGUUAAUGGUCAACUACGCGUGGAUUAUACAUGUAAAAAUGGCAAAGAUAUUUAGGUAACUACUGGUUAUGACUUCUUGGUAUUAAUUUGAAAAAUGUUUGUCAAAAUUCGUCCCGUGCGAGUACUAUCGUCGGAUGUUUUCGCAAAAUGCCCGUUCAAAUUUCAGUUUUUAUAGCGGUAUGUUUGGAGUUUCGGCCCUACUCAUUUCACCCGUAGAGGGCUCUUUAUUUAAGUCAUCUUUAUUGUCAUAAGCGCUGCUAGAUUGUGGAGAAAACACUGCAAAUUCUUGAGUAAACUUUAUAUCCCAAUGUUCACGAUCGAACCUCGCGUACGGCGGUUCAAAAAACAUCCAGAAUACCGCUUGAAAACAAACAAGUUUACAUUAUCUUCUUUUGAAACAUCACAUCCAAGUAUCGUUUUGGCUUUUAGAACUCUUUUAUGCUUUCAACUAAAGCAAAGUUCACACUUUUGUUUCAAAAAAGAGUUUCAUAUAAAACACAACGUUCGUUCGUAUUUUGAAGUCACACGAGUUUUAGUUUACAUAUAUACGAAGAACGUAACCCCCGGAAAUAAAACCCUAGGGAGCCACCUUAAAUACGAAAACGAGGCUAAGGGGCCUUGAAUUAUUGAUUAUCAUAAUGCACACACGAGAGUACACGCAAAAAAGCGCAAAAAAGAAACCAAUAAAAAAAUCGCGGGAAACAGAAACGGCAACUUCAAAGAAGACGUGAUCAUCAACGUACAAUAGAAUUUUACUCUAAGACAAAAAGGCGACUAUAAAUUGUAUUCCCUUCAGCAUUCUAGUACGCCGCAGUUAUUCAAACUGCCGCCGCAGUUAUUCAAACUGCUACGUUAUUUUCAUCAUUUUCACGACUCAUGAUCAUGUCAACAGUUAAAACGUUCCAAGUCGUGUGGGGUAUUUUAUGCGAAUUCACUGACUAUUGUUACUUAAGGGUUGUUUGAAACUUGAAAGAAAGCUACGACGUGUUUUUGAGAGGCAAAAAAGUUUAGUAAUGCAUGCUGUGGCUCGCAUGCAAAGUAAUUUUGUUUUUCCCGUUGCCGUUGUCGUUUGCCAAAUUCUCUAUUUAUUCCCUUUAAAACCUAUCCUGGAUUCCAGUAAAUAAUAAAUAAUAAAUAACUCAGUAAAUAAUAAAUUGAAACGUCGUGAAGGCUCUGGUUCAACGGGAGGAUUCUUUGAUUAAACCGCGUCAAUCACAAAACAGAAUUAGUGGUUUUAGUACAGAAUCUGUACUAAAACCACUAAUUUUGAUCUUGUCACGAGAAAGAAAAGUAACGGACUAAAACCACUAAUUCUGUUUUGUAAUUGACGCGGUUUAAUCAAAGAAUCCUCCCGUUGAACCAGAGAAUCCUCCCGUUGAACCAAAGAAUCCUCCCGUUGAACCUACAGUGGUGUACUAAAACCACUAAUUCUGUUUUGUGAUUGGCGCGGUUUAAUCAAAGAAUCCUCCCGUUGAACCAGAGCCUUCACGACGUUUCAAUUUAUUAUUUACUGAAGGCUCUGGAAUCCAGGGUAUUUAAAACCUCACUAAAUUGAGGAAAUUAGAAAGGUUCAGAUUUGAUUUCCACUACGCUACCACUGAGGGACCAUUAACCAAUCGCAUGCGUUUGUUAUAUCCGAUUAACCAAUCAAAUGCGUACUAAGCCAGUGAGAGGUAGUGGAAGUCAAGUCGGAAUCUUCUCUACUUGUGCUCCCAUUAAGCCUUGCUCGCUUAGGGUUUAAAGUUUAAGGUUUAGAGUUUAAGGUUUGCAAAGGACAAGCUUUUUGAAGGUAAUAUUCAUGGGUGUGUGAACUUGUCUUUUUCCGACAGAACUGUUUGAACAAACAGGACAGUAUGAACCAAUUACCACUCGGAUUCGAAAUAUACUUCGAGAGUACAAAGAUGGCGUUGGUGUUUUCAAAGAGCUGAUCCAAAAUGCAGACGAUGCAGGUGCUACUACAGUUAAGUUUUUGGUGGAUUGGAGAAAGGGUGAAACGGGAAGCCUGUUCUCUCCUGGCAUGGCCGAAUGUCAAGGUCCAGCUUUAUGGGCUUACAAUGAUGCUGUGUUUAGUGACGAAGAUUUUGAAAAUAUCAACAAGCUAGCUGGAGAAACGAAAGUGGAAGAUAUUUCAAAGAUUGGUCGCUUUGGUCUUGGGUUUAACGGUGUCUAUCACUUCACUGAUGUACCGAGUUUUAUCAGCCGAGAGCACUUGGUGGUUCUCGAUCCGAAUAUUCACCAUUUGAAACGUCACAUUAAGGACAGGUCCCGUCCUGGAAUUCGUAUUAAUCUUUCAACCAAACCAGAAUCGUUCACGCGUUACCACGAUCAAUUUCAACCGUACAAUGGCGUCUUUGGUUGCAACGCUAUGGAAACAAGUGAUGGCUUUCACUAUAAGGGAACAUUGUUCCGAUUUCCAUUCCGCACGGCUUCUCAAGCAAGUAGUAGUGAUAUCUGCAAAACUGCCUAUGGUCGAGAUAGGAUUGAAGCUAUUGUUAGUAGCCUUUGUGAAUGUGCUUCGACUUUGCUGAUCUUUUCCCAACAUAUCAAGGAAGUGGACGUCUAUGAAUUGGAUGGAUCGAGUCAACCAGAUGAAAUGCAGUUGGUGUUAUCUGUAAACAAACCAAGCGUUCAACCCUUUAGACGAAAAGUGGUGAACAACGAAGAACCUUUUAUUAAGCAGUGCUCAAAGUGGUGGGCAAAGUAUCGUGAAUCUCAAAUGCUCAGCUGUGAAUUCCCAUCUGGCUGUGAGCUCGUUAACAUUGUCACCACGAAGGAACCGUCAGAGUUGAGUCGAUGUGAUCGUAGAUACAGCAGUGAUCAAAUGUGGUUUGUGGUUUCCGCAAGUGGGACUGAUGCUUCCCUCAAAAUUGCUCGCUCACCUAAGGGGCGAGCACGUGGCUUCUUACCCUGUGGCGGGGCAGCGUUUGUUAUUCAGAGAGAGUCCGAGCGAGGUUCCUGGGAAUCGUCUGUCGCUUCACAUUUUUCUGGGGAGCUGUUUUGUUUCCUUCCGUUAUCUAUUCCUACCGGGCUGCCUGUGCAUGUGAAUGGCUACUUUGCUAUCAUGUCUAAUCGCGUUGGGAUUUGGAAACGAACGAAUAUACGAACUCAGCCUAUCGAGGUGGAAUGGAAUGAAGCACUCAUGGAAGACGCAUUGGCCAGAGCUUAUAUCAUGCUUCUCGAAAAUAUGAAAGAAUUGGUUGCUAAUGUUCAGGAUUACAAAUUCCACACAUUGUGGCCAAGUAUUGACGCUGUUGACAUGCAAUCCUGGGAGAAGUUGAUCCAGAAAAUAUGCAGUGUAUUGUUAGAUCCGAAGUCUAAGCUAUUUUACAGCGAUGGAAUAUGGAUGAGUAUCAACGAUGGUUUCUUGUUGAGCGACGAUUUUAACGAGAUCUACGAGACCGCAGUAGAAGUAUUAAAAUCAUUAGGGAUACAUGUUUUUAACCUACCCAGUAACAUUUUACAAACCUUGAUGAAGUUCGACCGAUGGGACAUUUUACAACGACGCACUUUGACCUUUACAGAAUUUGUAAAACAAUACUUCUUCCCAAAGCUCAAAACCUUCACUCAUACUCAACGAGAUGCUAUCGUUUGGUUUGGUUUGGAUCGUAUCUUGAAAGAGAAUGAAUCGUCUCUCCUUGGUCUCUUCAAACAAAAUUCUUAUAUUUCAGUGUCACAAAAUGAGGAAAUCCUUAAGAAGCCUUGUGAACUCAUCCAUCCGUUCGGUCCUGCAGCAGAAUUGUUUUCUGAAGAAGAUCGCCGUUUUCCAGUUGGGAGUGGCCUCCGUGAUGGAAACCGGCUGUAUGUCUUGGAAACACUUGGUAUGGUCAAAGAUCUGGAUUGGACAGGAAUCCUCGAAAGAGCUCAGUCGAUCGCUAAUCGUGAUUUUCAUGCUAAAACUGAACGUUCUCGAAAAUUAAUCGGAUACAUGAACAAGCGAAUAUAUCAACUUCCGAGUCCCGGUUAUUAUUAUAGCAGUCAUUUUCAAUUGGUAAAGUUCUUGCCAGUGUUAAGGAAGCCGGCAGGUGAAUACUUUUUACCAUGGAAAGGAUGGAAUUGUUUUUUGAACUGUCUUUUUAGCCCAAAUGAUGUUUUCCUGCCAAAGGAUGCCGAGCUCUGCGGUUCUUCAUGUUUAAUCGUAAACACAUGUAACAAAACUGGAUGUGGAAAGCUGAAUGACGAAGUGAAAAAUCUCUUGGGAUUUUCGAAACGCCUGCCUAAAGACAAGCUCGUGAUUCGACAGUUAGACGAAGCUAUCAAAUUUUGGAGCAAAUUAUCUGAAGAAGAAAAGCAAGAAACUGCAAAGAGGUUCGCAAUUGAAUCUAUCUGCAAGAAAAUUUACGAAUUCUUUAACAAACGAGUUGCUGAUAAAGCAAAAAAUCAAUGUUCCCAGCUGGGGGAACGAAAUUGGUUGUUUCUUGAAGGAAAAUUCGUGCAAAGCAAGAAGGUGGCUUAUACGUCGAACGGGAAUGGAGCUCCAUUUUUAUUCACAUUACCCUGGAACUACGUGUGUGACUAUCGACAUCUCUUUGAAGCGAUGCAUAUCAAAAAAACAUUUGAUAAUAAAGACUACAUCAGUGCUCUUUAUGAACUAAAAAGCACGAAGAAAGAUUGUUCUCUCACAGAAGAUGAACUUCAGAUUGCAAUCUUUUUCAUCACUCAAAUUAAUGUCGAAAAUCCCACUCUGAAGAACUACUUUGGCAACAUUCCACUGCCGGACACCAACGGUAUUUUCCGCCGAAGCCAAGAUGUUGUUGUAAAUUUAAGUUUGUGGUUCAAAGAUCCUGAUGACAAUCUUAAAGUCCACGAGAAGAUACCACCACAAACGGCACAAGCCCUGGGCGCUAAACCGUUAAAAAAUGUUAUACUGAAGAAGUGUUCACAUCGCAUUGGCUAUGGAGAGUCGUUCGGACAAUACGAGGAGUUAACUGACCGACUGAAAGGAAUUCUAGAUGGAUAUCCUCCUGACGGAAUACUAAAAGAACUCGUACAAAACGCUGACGAUGCUGAAGCCUCAGAGAUACAUUUCAUACACGAUACUCGGUCUCUGGGAUGUGAAAAAGUGGCGAUAGAAAACAAAACAUGCGAAGAAAUACAAGGACCAGCGCUUUGCGUGUACAAUGAUCAACCAUUUACCGACGACGAUCUCGAGGGAAUUAAGAAACUUGGUAUUGGAAGUAAACGCAAAACCAUUGAGACGACUGGGAGGUAUGGAAUUGGUUUCAAUUCAGUAUACCACCUUACGGACUGUCCAAGCUUUCUAUCGAAUGAUGAAACCCUAGUGAUUCUUGAUCCCCAUCGUCGUUAUGUCCUAGAUGAAGAUCCUGGCAAAUUAUUCAAGCUUACUGCAAAACUCCGAAAUGAUUGCUCCGAUACAAUCGAUGGAUAUCUUGCUGACCAUUUUAAUUUACAAGGCUCGACAAUGUUCCGUUUUCCACUGAGACGAGAAAAGAAUGAAUCAAAGAUAUCCAAAGAACCUCCUCCUGACAUGGAGAAACUUAUACAGACCUUUCAAAAAGAAGCCCGCAAGUCGUUGUUAUUUUUAAAUCAUGUUAAGAAGAUAACUCUGUCGAAAAUUCAUCCGAAUGGCGAGUUUGAAGAAAUAUAUCAGGUCGAGACCGUGAUAGCUUCAGAGGAUGAAAAGAAGCGUCAAGACAUGGCACGAAAGAUUUGUGAGCUUAAAAGCACUCCAACAGCAGAAAUUAGAUGGGAGGGAGCUAGUUACACCCUGACAGUCAAAGAGAACAAGAGAGAAGUCGAGAAAUGGUUGAUACAAAAGUGCAUUGGAUCAGUUACUGCAACGCUAAGCACCGCCGAUGGGAAACAGGGUGAAAUUGCCGAUGGCCGCGAACUUGGUGUUCUUCCACGUGGUGGCUUGGCAGCUCAGCUAUGGCCGCAUUCAUCAUCCUCCGACAUGCAAGAAGCGUUUGGUGGCAUAGUAUACUGUUUUCUACCUCUCCCAGAGAAUUACACUAAUCUACCAGUUCAUGUCAAUGGUCAUUUUGUCUUGGAUAGCACCAGACGACGUCUUUGGACCGACACGGAUGGCACAGGACCAAAGUGUAAGUGGAAUCACUUUAUGAACACCUGUGUGUUACCACCGGCCUAUGCCGCUUUGAUCCUGGAAGCUCGUAACCAUCUUUGCGAUGAUGAGGAUGACAACCAACUGUCACGUUAUCAUGCUUUGUUCCCGAAAGAUUUGAGUGAUACUCCUUGGGAGACUCUUACCACUGAAUUGUAUCGUUACCUGGGGCAAACGAGAGCCAAAGUCUUGCCAUUGCUCGUUCCAACCGAGUCUGAAAACCAAUCAAGCAGUAGUAUUCUAAAACAAGCUGCCGACAGUAGCUCUUCGACGCUUAGUGAGGAAAACAUGGAUACAGUGGAUACCUCUGCACAACUGGAACCCGUUCAUGUUACAUGCACGGAAUGGCUUUCAGCUGAGCAAGCAUACUUCAAGAUGCCUUUUUUAAAGGAUAAUUUUUUGCACUUGUUUAUACGAAUUGGCGUUCCUGUUCUGCUCCACGCUCCAUACCUAAUAUACGAAGGUUUUAAAUCAGCUGGUAUAACUUCGCAUAAAAUUACUCCAAGAAGCGUUAUUGAUUUCCUAAGGCUAAGAGCAUUCAAAUGUAAGAUUGGCAAUCUUCCGAAAAAACUCGAAACCACUGCAGUCAAGUGUAUUCCAGAUUUGUCGACACUGAUAAAGUAUUGUUGUGAAUAUGACGAUUUCAGUAAAAAUUUGGCAGGCUUGCCUUUGCUUCUAACCCAAGAUGGCUACCUAAGAGUCUUUGAUUCACAUCAGCCUGUGUUUCGUUCAGGAUUUGGUGGUCUUUUUCCUGCACACCUGCACUUGUUUAUUCACUCUGAAAUAUAUAAUAAAAUUCCAUUGAAAGCCACACAAUCAGAAGAGAGGAUCGUCCGCACAUUAACUGUGAAUGACCUACCAGAGUUAGUACGACACGUGUUCACAAAUCAAGUGUUAAAGGCUAUCGAAGAUGAUGUAACAUGGAAAUUCCCAGCCGAAGGAAUUCUAUCUGAAGAAUGGUUCAAGCAGUUUUGGGACUUCUUGGAAAACCACACAAAGCCCGAGCCAGAUGAAGAUUCUGUGUCGUUAGAAUGCCUGUCGGAAUGGCCCGUGAUUCCAACAACGUGUGGAAAACUUGUAAUGAUUAAAGACGCAAAAGUCGUCUUGGAUAUGACAGCUACUGGAAACGAGUCAGUAUCACAAGAAGACGUUCGUACAUUCUUGAGUAAUCUGAAAUGCCUAAUGUUAAACAAAAAAAUCACUUUCAAAGACAACCAUUACUCGUAUACGACUAGUACAAUUCACACUCCCGAGGACAAAACCACAACCAAUAAAUUUGGACGGGAAACGGCCGUUACUGAUGCCUAUGUAGCACAUCCACACGAUGUUAUAGACGUCUUGGUAGCUCUUAAUCACAUGCUAACUACAGACAGGCUGGACCUCUCAGUGAUCAAUGAAGACGAAAUUCGUAACUUACUUACGUUCGUGCAAGACAAUUACAAAAUGCCGUGUUUAUUGGAAGAGCAUAAGCAGAUAAUAAAGCGUCUACCGUUUCAUAAGGCAUUGAAUGGAGAGUUUGUCAGUUUGAUUGGUCAGUAUCGUUUGUGUGCUCUUAUUCCUCCUGGCGUUCCCAUAGAACAACUAGACGACCUUCAAGAGCGAACAAAAUGUCUUUUUCUCAACUCUGAUGCUUUGCCUGCACUUGAGAAACUCUAUAAAGACCUUAAUGUUACAGUUGGUCAAGACGUCACGCAAUUUUACGUGGAGUAUGUCUUCGGACAUUUUAGCAUUUUUACCAGAGAAAACCAAAUGAAACAUUUAACAUACAUUAGAGACAAAGUCUACCCGUUUUUGCCUCAAGGUACUUCAAUUGAAAAAGACAUAUUCUUGAAGAGUAUGGCACAAACACCGUGUAUUCCUGACCAAGACGACUCUCUUCACAAAGCAUCUGACUUCUUCGACCCGAACAACGAGGUAUUCAAAGUAAUGUAUAAUGGUGAUAACAAUAAAUUCCCUCCUUCACCUUUCAACAAGGAAGAUUGGUCAGGUCUGCUUGAAGAUAUUGGAAUGCUUGUUGAUAUUACACCUCAGUUAUUCCUGCAAUUUUGUACGAUGGUUGCCGAGAAUGCAAGACGUUCUCCUAGUAAUCAACAAUGUCGCGUGCAAUCCAAGGAGCUAGUAAAGUGUCUAUUUGCCGAUAAAUCCUUAAAAGAAGAGAAAUUUCUGUUCCAAGUAUCGCAGAUCGAGUUUAUUGCUCCAGCUAAACUGGAAGAAGAGCUAACCUCGAUACACGAACCAUAUCAGUAUUCCAAAAACGGCUAUCCACCUUUCAUAAAAUUCAGAAAUGCAGUACCGUCGCGAUUGAGAUAUGAUACCUGGACAACUGCUCCCAUACUCCCAGUGUGGGCACAACCUGACAAUAUGGCUAAAUUUAGAAACCUUGGCAUCGCCAGCUCCGGACCAACAUAUUCAAAUGUUCUUGACCAUCUACAAAACGUAGCUAAAUCAUACAAUCUUGACUCAGUUGAUAGUACUCUAUUAAACAAAAUCACCAAGUCCAUUUACAAGUCUCUAUGGAAAUCUGCAACAUGUUGUUGUCACAGUCCAAAUGACGGAUGCAUUAAUGUUUGUAAGAAAAUUGGUGAUCGACUAAAAAGUGUCCCAUGCAUAUUUUUACAAAAAGAGGAUAUUUUUGUGAAAGGUGAACAGCUGGUGUUUAAUCUACCCGAUAAAUGUGAUUUGAAACCAUUUCUUUAUCUCGUACCACGAGAAUUCGGAGAGUUGGAACAUUUCCUAAAACGACUUGGCGCAACCGAAAGACCAACGCCUUACCAGAUUGCUUGCGUUUUGAAAUCUAUAUACAACCGAAUCGGAGAAGAGGUACUAUCGACUGAACUGGAGAUGAAAGUCAAGUAUGCUAUGCAUGUGCUAUUUGAAUUACUUUGCAGGGGCGAAAGUGCUGAUGGAAUCGAUGAAUUGUAUUUACCAAGUCAAGAUAAACAACUCGUCAAAUCUUGCGAAAUGGUUUGUCAAGUUUCAUCACGUUAUACGAAUUUGACUGAAGACCUUCAACGUCCAAUUCUGCUGCGAUUCGAAGAGUGCAAACUUAAAAAGGUUGCUGAUGAUUAUAUUAAUGCUCUACCAGCACAUUUACGUCCUGUAAAGUUUGAUGAGCUAUUUCGAGAAGAGGUCGAUCCCGAGUGCAAGAUUUCCAUCUGUUCUGAGGCUCAAUAUGGUUCCAUAUGCAACUUUCAACAACGGUAUGAAGAUCUGCUGGGAUCUGAUGAGUUCCAGGAAGGCCUUAAACGGUUACUGAUGCACGAUGGCCAAGAUCCUCACGAAUUUGAGGGAAGAAUAAAGAAACUACAAACGGAUGUUCAAACUAAGUGUACCGGCGAGGACAACAUUAAGAUCAAUAUUAUCAAUCGUGAUACCAAUAAAGUUAUGGAUAAUUUAGAAGAAAGUUGUUAUGCAGUUCAAGAUAAUCACGAAGACACAUGGACGUUGUACAUGCAACACGAAUUUAAAGAUAGUAAAACAUUGGUGCCCAUUGCUAUUUGCGUUAACAAGAUUCUGGGAAAUUGUAUACACAAGGAAUCCGGGUUGAUCGCAAUGCUAGGCUGUUCAACUCCAAGUAAAAUUUCACAGGAAUUAGAUAGAUUUGGUAUAACUCACGCGCUUUCUAAAACUGCUGAUGAAUUCAUUCCUCCUGACGACUAUCUAUUUUCUGGAUGGGAUAUACGUGGUGAAGAAAGUAGGAUCGGAAGUGGAACGGGAGUACGUGGUCGCCGUGGUGGGUUUGGAGGAUCUGGUUGGACGAGAGUGAAUGCUGCUGGAAGCCAUGGGACCAACCGGGGUAUAGGUGGUGGUGCAAGUUUUAGUGAUGGCGGUUAUGGCGUUGGUUAUCGUGGUGGUGGUUAUCGUGGUGGUGGGGGUAGUGGUGGAUAUUCAAGGUAAAAUAUGUUUAUUUUAGGUGUUACUACACAUCGAAAAUCCGAACGUCACACCCACAAACAUUGACGACCACACUACAGUAACUACUUUGCAUGUCUACAAUUCUAAUUUUAAACAACCAAUCCGAUUCUUAAUCACAAUUACUAUAAAAAUUUGAUUGCCUGCUAUGGCUGUCUAAAAUGAGGGGUCAUCAAACCUAUUGAUAAUUAAUACAACCGAUGAUUUCAAUGAUCCAUUGGAUGAACCAGACUUAAACAGGCAUAACAUUGGUACUACUACACCGAUUCUAAUAAUCUUAGUGUCAAAAUUCAUCUCUUGGAUUAUAUUUCCGAAGCACACUGUGUACAAAUCUGGAAGAGAGCCACAACACCCUGUAUAAUGUUUCUUUCUUUUGUGUUCUGCUUAUGAAUCAUUAAGUGCGCUUAAAAAUGGUUUUCUUAGUCACAAUAAGAUUAAAUCGACCAAGUUCAUGGUAUGCACUUUGCCGAAGCUAAAGUUUCCUUCCCAUUUAGUGCACAACAGUAAACGUUUUAGGUUAUGAUUAAGGUAUGGGUAAAAUUCAGCGGUAUAAUAUAGGUAGUAAGGAUUGUUAGUAUCAGGAUUAUGAUUACGGAAAGAUUAUUGUGGGUAGAAUCAGGAUUAGGAAUUAAAAAUGGAUUAGAAAUGGUUUAAGGCUAAGGGAUUGCUUUUAACUGUUUUUCAAAUAUCUGCCAGGAUCAGAGAUGAAGAGGAAGACGAAAGAUUUUAUCAAAUGAACCGCGAGGAAGCAAUCCGCUGGCUAGAACAAUCCAAGAGUGACUUAAAAAGUUCAAGAUGGUCACUCCAAUCAGGUCCGCCUUUCAACGCCAUGGCCUGUUUCCACAGCCACCAAGUAGUAGAGAAAUGCUUAAAGGCCAUGUUUUUUUACUACUGUGGGAUCUCUGGUCAAUUGCUUGGCUCUCAUGAGGUGGAAGAACUGGCAGAUGUGCUCAAGAAAGAAACAGGGCGACCGAACGAGGCAGUCAUGGAAUCGGUGAGAAAAUUACCUAAGUACCGAUAUUAUCUAGGUACUCGGUAUCCUAACUGUCAACCAUUUAACAUCGUUCCAGCCGAAGCAUUCGACAAGAAUGAAGCAGAGAUGGCGGUUGAUGCAGCCACGAAAGUGCUUGGAUAUGUCAAGGACUGUUUGAAAGAGUAGUAUAGUGGGUUUCAAAGGGACGGUUUUGACCACAUAAAGAACAUUUGCUUGUAUUUUUAACUGACAAAUUAUCUUAACUGAUCGCUGACAAAUGAUGAAAUGGCAAUUUGGAACAGAAUAACUUUCAAUAUUGAUGAUGCGUUAUAAUAUGACACUAAUACAAUAAUCUUGUUAGACAGUGUUACUUGGCUAGGGUAAAAUAUGCCAUGUUGCACAUACUUAUUGUCAUGAACACUUUUAUGAUAACGACAUGAACAUUUUCAUUUGAAUCGCUACUUUACUUUGCGAUUACAUUUUCGAUGACUUUCAAGACGUUAACUAAAAUUAAAAGAUAAGGAACUAAAUGAACUAGACCGUAAAUCCUCUACAUGUCCCUACGGCAAAUUAAUGUGAACUUUCAGGCAAAUUAAAAAAUCUAAUCAAAAUACACAUGUGUUUCUUAAUAACAGAGAGAGAGAAGUAAUAAGUUUCUUCCUCUAAACAGGGGGACUUAUUUGGAAAGCGGACUUUUCGCAUAAACGAAUUAGCUGAGAGAGGAGCCCUGGACUCUGCCCCCCUUGGCGAAAUUGCCCCCAUCUCUUGGAAUAAUCAAGACCAGUACAAACUACAAAGCAUGUGCAUAACAUUUUCAUUAUUUAUAAUGUAUGUUUUAAACUCUCAGUUUUUUAAUGUCUUGGAUCGUGUGUUAAAUGUUGAUUUAAAAUCACCAAAACCCGAUAAACCCCAAACUAUUUUCGAACUAGCGCCAUGUAAAAUUUCUUCGGCCGGCAUGGUAGAGGGUUUGCGGUAAUCAAAUAAAAAAUUGCACAUAUACCUUGAAUAGGAAAUGGUCCGUAGCAGAAUAGGGGAUAGAGUAGUGCAUAAGGUUUUAGAUAAAUUUAUCUCAACGACAUAUAUUAUGGUACCUACAAUCAUGGCAAAAAUGAUGUACACAAUUAGCUGAAAACUAAAAUGAUUGCAUGCCCAUGUUGGUAACCACGCACCCCCGUGCAAUGGUGAUUUUGAUAAUGCAUCGGCACAAAGUUUUACCUUAACAUUGGUAUUAGCACUUCACCAGGGGGGGGGGGUGCUAAAAGCUGUUUUUGCACGUGAUAGGGCAAAGCAUGUAUUUUCAUUCUUCCCACGCGUUGUCCACAAUAAUUUUUGCCACGAUUAUAGGUAUAUACCUACUAUCUAAUGUGAACACGUUUUCUGAUUGCUUUUCUGAAACGAAAGUGAUCAGCGGUUUACGGUUCGCUCUGGAAAGAUGAUUUCUAUACCGUAUUUACUCGUUUGAGCGCCGCGGCGCUCUUUAAAUUUUCAGAGCUUCAGAUGCGGCGCUCAUUCGGGGGCGGCGCAACCUCGUUCCCAGGGCUUUUCCUUUUUGUCAUUGGCAAAGCCCUGGGAACGAGGUUGGGGGGCGGCGCUCUUUAAAAAAAAUUAUUUGUGAAUUAUAACAAGAACUUUUAACAAUAAAAAAAAAACAAGUUUUGCAUGUCUUUGUCACUAUUUUGACGGCGGAAAGUUUUUACACUGUUUAAUGCGGCGCCCAUUCGGGGGCGGAGCUCAAUCGGGGGCAGCGCUCAAUCGAGUAAAUACGGUCAUUUUUUGUCGGUUAAGUGUCAUUGAAAAUGGCAUUAAUAAUUGAUGAAGAAAAUUCAAAAGUGAUGAACUAUAAAGAUUUCGCCCUGAUUUAUACAUAAAUUUUAGUUACGAUUUUCUCGGUUAUUAAAACGAACCAAUUUCCAAAAUUAUUGGUAAACUUGAUUACUUAGUAAUCCAGAAAGGCUGUACAUAUAUGAACAGGUCAAGACCAGGUCGUAUUGUGAUAGUAAAUACCUGAUGAACUAUAUUUCAUCCAGUCGUAUAGGAGUCGUUUACAUGAUCCCAGUUUGCCGAGACGAGCUAUGAGGCGGGC
Messenger RNA from Paramuricea clavata, 13894 nucleotides. The record is from the annotation of a GenBank genome assembly. NCBI's taxonomy places the organism in Eukaryota, Metazoa, Cnidaria, Anthozoa, Malacalcyonacea, Plexauridae.